AUUCAAUGGAAAGUUCGAGCCAAAAAGAUGAACAAAAAGAUGUUCAAAAGGACUUAAUAACUAACAAAGCUCAAGUAAAUGUUCUGCAGGAAAAUGCUACAACUAAGAGUAUUCCUGCGAGCGAAGGUUUAGACUCAAUGCAACAAAAGACAAAUGAAGAUCAUAAAUUGUCUCCAAAAGAAGUGUAUGGAGAUCCUGCCCAUGAAAAACAAGACACAAAGAGAACCGAGAAAAGUAAAUCUAAAAAGAAGUGUAAUAAGAAAUUGAGAUCAAAGAGCAACUCCAGAUCAAGGUUUGUCUUAGAUGGAAUAAAGCAUUCCCAAUACGGUAUUCCUGACUAUUUUUAUAUAAAAAAUGGUAUUUCGACCACCAAGUUCAAGCGGUCUAAAGCAAAUAAGACCAUGAGAAAGCAUGAAAGACAAAGCCUACCUAAACUCAAAAAUACAGAAUCUCAAAAAGAAGAUAUAAAUGCUGAAAAGGCAAGAAAGAGGAUAAGAACAAUAAUAAUAGACAAUGUUGGCAAAGUGUUGAAGCUAAAAUAACAACAAAAGUUCUCUUUUAAAAUAUAUCAAAAAUAAACCCGGAUAUAGGGCUGGAAUAGCCAAGUACUCGAAAAAUAAACUCCUCGAAAACCCUUACUUAAUACCAACAAUAGAAAAUUAUACUGGCUUACAUAAAGAAAGUGAAACAAUCAAACUUCCCAGCCUGAACAGAAGUUCUCUAGAUAAAUCAGAACAUAACCAAAAGAAGUCGAAUAAGCCAAAGAAGAACACAAACAUUGUCCUAAAGUUAAAAUCCAAUGAGUCAAUUAACAAUCAAAGUGAGUUCAAGCCUAAAAUAGUGUCUAAUAAGGAAUCGCAUAUAAAACCUGCUUUUAAGAGAGGACCUAAGAAUCUUAAAGCUGACAAUCCAAUCUUUAAGUAAA
This is a messenger RNA of Moneuplotes crassus, 925 nucleotides long. NCBI's taxonomy places the organism in Eukaryota, Ciliophora, Spirotrichea, Euplotida, Euplotidae. The record is from the annotation of a GenBank genome assembly.